This is a messenger RNA of Caenorhabditis elegans, 1166 nucleotides long. RefSeq names its product Protein kinase domain-containing protein (gene F59E12.3). Bases 28 to 453 code for a protein of 141 amino acids. The transcript has 6 exons. The record is from RefSeq and is marked reviewed. Lineage: Eukaryota; Metazoa; Nematoda; Chromadorea; Rhabditida; Rhabditidae.
UCAAUUAUUAGACGAAAAUCAGACGAAAUGGAAACUUCUACGACUCCGUUUUUAGCCGGUGGAACUGAACUGACAACAAGUAUCUCAACCUACACGAUAAAUGAAAAGAUAGCCGAAGGAUCGUUCGGCGCAAUUUUCAAAGUCACUGAAAAGUCAACCGGUACGCGGCUGGUCUUAAAAGCAGAACUACCAGGUUCUCCAUCAAAUGAUCUUCGAAUAGAGUUGGUUACUAUGCUAAGAGUGUUUCGAAGUUACGUUCCGGAAGUGACAGAUAAAGGUGUAUUCAAUGGAACGAAAUUCUUGAUAAUGCCUUUGUUCGGGAAAUCACUCGAAGACAUUAUUGGUGCUCUCCCAGGCAAUAAAUGUUCAUUAUCGACUGCCAUUGGGUCGCUCUACCAAUGCCUUGAAGCCAUAGAGUUGUCCAUUGGUCCCACUAUCUGCACCGGGAUCUGAAACCCGGGAAUUUUUGUGUGGGUAGUGGAAAAGACAUUCGACGUAUUUUUUUGGUGGAUUUUGGAAUGAGUCGUCGAUACUGUGGUCAAGAUAAUGUAAUCUAUCAGCCCCGAACAAGAUGCCAAUUUCGGGGUACCCCCGUUUAUGCGCCCAGGGCAUCCCACAAUCGAGCUGAACACAACCGAAAGAGUGAUCUGGAAAGCUGGGGCUACAUGAUGAUAGAGAUGACAACCGGAAAGCUACCAUGGUCGAAUUUGAAUGUGGAAAAAGAACUAGAUGAGAUCGGAGAAAUGAAGAGUAAUUAUUGGAAAGACCAUAUCUCUCAAAAAUGUUGCAUGAUUGCCCAAAAGAAUAUAAGGAAAUAUUAGAGUAUAUCGAUGGACUAAGCUUCUUUGAGGAGCCAAACUAUCGUUACAUAUAUGAUGCAUUGAGGCGAGUAAUGAAGAGAUGCCGUCUGAAGGAAUUUCCUUUUGAUUGGGAGCCGGCUUCUAAGAAGCGCUUCACUCUCAAAUCACUUUGGCCUCGUUAACUCGUCUUCCUUGAUAUCAACUUGUGGUUUCAACUUGUUGUUCAUCAAGUCACUUUCAACCAUUACAUCAAGUUAUUUCUAUCAACUCUACACUACUCCAUAUGGUCUCUGUCAAUUAUCCAACACUUAUGUAUUUAAUCGUUUUCUCGUAUGUUUUUUAUGAAUAAAGUUUCGUGAUUCAAAU